GGUUUUGAGUUUAUCCGCUGGCCAUUAGAAAUUUGAUCGACUCCUUCAACGAGAACGACAGGGUUUAACCUUCUAAACAUUUGGGGAUGUAUGUUUACACUCGAAGAAACUUUUCAAAUUCUGGCCGAAAAAAUGAUAGGUAAAGCAGUCGGAUCACUCGUCAUCUUUCUCAUAACCGUCUUCAUCACAUACUCAAUCACAACCGGAGGUUUUGGAUCUGGACGACUCGGUACAGUUGAUCUGAAAUCGCAGUUAUCUUUCUUCUCCCUACCUAAAAAUGAUACGCCAUUGCCUUGUCGCAGCGGAUCUCCGCUGAGGGUCUUCAUGUACGAUUUGCCAAAGAGGUUUAAUGUUGCUAUGAUGAGCAGUAAAUUCGCGGGAGACGAUAGUUCUCCCUUGAAUUCCCGGAAUCUGCCGGUGUGGCCGCAUUAUGCAGGGUUGCACCGGCAACAUAGUGUGGAGUAUUGGAUGAUGGCGUCGCUUUUGUAUGAAAAUGCUACGGUUGAUGAGAGUAGUGAGGCGGUUAGGGUUUCAAAUCCCGAGGUGGCGGAUGUGUUCUUUGUGCCGUUCUUUUCGUCGUUGAGUUUUAAUACGCACGGGAAGAAUAUGACGGAUCCGGAUACUGAAUUUGAUCGUCAAUUACAGGUUGACAUCCUUAAAUUCUUGAGGAAAUCUAGCUAUUGGCAAAGGACUUCAGGAAGAGAUCAUGUGAUUCCUAUGCACCAUCCCAAUGCUUUCAGAUUUCUUAGGGAAGAGGUGAAUGCAUCUAUACUCAUUGUUGCUGAUUUUGGGCGUUACUCAAAAAUCAUGUCAAAUCUACGCAAAGAUGUGGUUGCUCCUUAUAUGCAUGUUGUGGAGUCUUUCAUGGAUGAUGACCCUCCAAACCCUUACAAGUUGCGAACCACACUUCUUUUCUUCCGAGGAAGAACAGUGAGAAAAGCUGAAGGCAAAGUUCGUGCCAAGUUGCAAAAAGUACUAAAAGGUUAUGAGGAUGUUCGCUUUGAAGCUGGCUAUGCUAAUGGAGAAGGCAUAAAUGCGUCUACGCACGGUAUGCAAUCAUCAAAAUUCUGUUUACAUCCAGCUGGAGACACGCCUUCAUCUAACCGUCUGUUUGAUGCUAUUGUGAGCCACUGUGUUCCCGUGAUUGUGAGCGACCACAUCGAGCUCCCAUACGAGGCUGAACUCGACUACACCAAGUUCUCCCUUUUCUUUUCCGUUCAAGAAGCAUUGGUUCCCGGUUAUAUGGUCGAACAACUCAGAAAAAUACCCGAGAAGACAUGGAUUCAAAUGUGGAAACGACUCAAAGAAAUAGCGCACCAUUUUGAAUAUCAAUAUCCUCCGAAAAAAGAUGAUGCAGUUAAUAUGUUAUGGAGACAGGUUAGGACUAAAGUUCCUGCUGAAAGACUUGCUGUAAAUAGAAACCGUAGACUGCGAGUGCCUGAUUGGUGGUAAUAACAAAUUGGUUUCGAUAUAAAUGUAUGAGGUUUUAGAGGGUUCGGUGGCUCCAGGCGGUGGAAACUUUUCUGCCGCCUGCGGCUACCAUUGAUGCACCAUGGUAACUCGAUCAACGAUUGUGAAGUUUGAACCCAUGGCGUAUGAAUUAUAGUCCGGUUGGGACACAACUUUUAAUGCGAUUGUUGGUGCUCGUACUCUCGUAGUUUAACUCUUUGUAGAAAUUUUUGUAUACUUCAAACUUUUUUGGGACAGAUGACAAGUCUGCAUCUGAUUUUAGAUUUUAUAUCCGAGAGAGCAAUGUAGAAUUUGUUUAGUUUGGUUUUGUUUUAUUGCAGUUUAUAGAUCUUCAA
Cynara cardunculus var. scolymus (artichoke) is the source of this 1805-nucleotide messenger RNA. RefSeq names its product probable arabinosyltransferase ARAD1. The record is from RefSeq and is a predicted model, not a curated record. The coding region runs from base 91 to 1452 and encodes 453 amino acids. NCBI's taxonomy places the organism in Eukaryota, Viridiplantae, Streptophyta, Magnoliopsida, Asterales, Asteraceae. Gene Ontology annotation, molecular function: glycosyltransferase activity. The transcript is spliced from 4 exons.